Messenger RNA from Diversispora eburnea, 285 nucleotides. The record is from the annotation of a GenBank genome assembly. Lineage: Eukaryota; Fungi; Glomeromycota; Glomeromycetes; Diversisporales; Diversisporaceae.
AUGACAUCAAUACAAGAGCGCAAUACCAAGCUAGAUCAAAGUAUCAAUAAAUUCUUAAUAGAGGCGAUUGAGAAAGCAUUCAAAACUUAUGCAGAAAAGUCGGAACGAGAUUAUGAUUCUGAGCUUGAAGAAGAACUAAAAGAUAUAAUAUUUAUUUGUAAACCUGUAAGCAAGAAUCAUAUUCCCACUAAUAAUGCAGAAAUAAUGACCUAUAGUAAGGAAAUCGGUGGUACCCCAAGUGAUACACUUCAAGAUGACGGCACGAAUGCAAAUCAGUCAUUGUAG